UUUUUUCAGAAAUAUUCCCCGUUUCUUGUGUCCGUCACAGAGCUUUCCAGCGAAAGCACACUGCACAAGAUCCUGAAGAAGAGAGAAGGAGAGACCGAGGCAAAACCUGCCACGGUGGCACUGCCAUCCUCCAAAGCCAAAGAGUUUCUGACAUCCCUGCGGAGGCCAAAGAGGAACAUCUGGGACCGCAGCCGCCCUGAUGUGCAGCAGUGGAUCAUGCAGUUCAUGUAUAUGGGCUUCGAUGAAGCGAGGCUUGAAACGGACCUGGCCUACUGGAUGGACCACUCGCGAGCCAAUGACCACGGGCGUCAGCACCACUACGACGAGAACGCUCCCAUCGGGCCCCGCUACCCGAGUUCCUACAGGCAUGGCGCCGAUGUCAACUACGACUACUACUAAGCACCGCCCCUCCCUCCCGUGCAGCUUGCGCUCUGCAUGCCGCUAUGCUUCCUGCAUGCUGGACUUCUGAGUUCCACAACGGUUAUUUUCUAAGGAAAUCGGACACUGAGCCGAACACCAGACGCUCCACAGCCCCGGUCACGACCGUCGCCUCUUCUGCAACUCCUAUGCAGCGUUAUUUCCCCCUACGAGGGACAAGGUAUUUUCUCUGCUUCUCCUACCGUGUCCUCUGCAGCUUUGUCUCCAAAUAAAGAGAGAAU
Molecule: messenger RNA, 659 nt
Organism: Scleropages formosus (Asian bonytongue)
Lineage: Eukaryota; Metazoa; Chordata; Actinopteri; Osteoglossiformes; Osteoglossidae
Gene: ecrg4a
Product: ECRG4 augurin precursor a
Exons: 3
Biological process (GO): central nervous system development; G1 to G0 transition; cellular senescence
Source: RefSeq, a predicted model, not a curated record